Etheostoma spectabile (orangethroat darter) is the source of this 10784-nucleotide messenger RNA. It is a transcript of the gene nav2a, whose product is annotated as neuron navigator 2a. Gene Ontology annotation, biological process: neurogenesis; nervous system development. Bases 676 to 8262 code for a protein of 2528 amino acids. Gene Ontology annotation, molecular function: protein binding; ATP binding; ATP hydrolysis activity. The record is from RefSeq and is a predicted model, not a curated record. NCBI's taxonomy places the organism in Eukaryota, Metazoa, Chordata, Actinopteri, Perciformes, Percidae. The transcript is spliced from 43 exons.
AAGCGAGUGGUUGCUACAGCCCUUCUGCCUUUUCUUUUUUUCUUCUUCUCCAUCGCUCGGUCUCUCCUCAACGGAGCUCGGUCUUUCCUCCUGUCAUCCUGAAGCGAUGGUGUAAUUAACAGGGCUCUGUUAGAGAGGAGCUGCCCUGCCUCCUGUAGGAUCUUUUUGCCAAUUGCUGAGACAAAAAAGGGAACGGAACCCUUGCUCUGCCACCAGGCAACUGGGAAAUCCUCUGAGUGUAAAGUGGUUUUUUUAAAUUUUCUUCUCUGGACUUUGCACAGUGGAUUUUGUCUAAUUUUCAUUUGGACACUUUUUUUAAGAACGCUGUGAGGAGGAUUUAGUCUUUUCUACAAGAUAUAAAGAGCUGAAGCUACUUGACACUAGGAAACAAGUGGAUUCAGUGGAUUUUGAGCCCCCCCCCCCACACUACAUGUUGGGGAGCUAAGCUCAACCCCCUGCUGAGAUCCAGCAAGAGCAGUCAAGACCCGGACACAGACAAAUUACACAUUACACAUAUUACCAAGUUGCAGAUCAGAUGCAAACUACACAUGUGCUUCUUCAAUCCAGCAACACCUUCACAUCUGGACCAUAUGUGAGUCUUGCUGACUGGUAGUAGAGUUUCCAUCUCAGUGUGAGAGGGAGGGGAGCGUGCGGUCAACCGGCGGUCAGGAGAAGAUGCCAGCCAUCCUGGUGGCCUCAAAGAUGAAAUCAGGACUGCCCAAACCCAAACCGGUGCACAGCGCCAUUCCCAUCCCCCAGACUCACAAAAGGCCGUCAGCUCUAGCUCUGCCUUCGGCACCCAUCAAGACACAAAUCCCCUCGCUGGGCCAGCAGGUGGGCGCAGGACCCCCAAAAAGCAUCACACCAGGGUCAGAGGACGGAGAAGACACUCAGAUCUACACAGAUUGGGCCAACCACUACCUUGCCAAGUCAGGACACAAGCGUCUGAUCAAGGACCUGCAAACAGACGUCGCAGACGGAGUGCUGCUGGCUGAGAUCAUACAGGUCGUAGCCAAUGAGAAGAUUGGUGAUAUCAAUGGCUGUCCCAAGAGCCGUUCUCAGAUGAUUGAGAACAUUGAUGCCUGCCUCAGUUUCCUGGCUGCAAAAGGAGUCAACAUCCAGGGUCUGUCUUCAGAGGAGAUCCGUAAUGGUAAUCUGAAAGCCAUCCUCGGCCUCUUCUUCAGCUUGUCCCGCUACAAACAGCAGCAGCAGGCCCAGCGGCAGAACUCCCAGCCCCAGGGCACACACCCUCCCCUGAGCCAGCAAAGCAGCGCCCCAGCCCAGCUCAACCACUCUACGCAUGGGACUCCUUCCCUUACAGCCCAGAAAGCAGCACAGGCCGAGAUGCAGUCCAGGGAUGGGUCUCAGAGUAAACUGCUCAAGUUUUCCCUUGGUCAGAAAAAGACCUCUAGACUUCCCGGCCCCUCGGCGAGGGUAUCCACUGCAGGCAGUGACAUCCCUCCAAGAGGCUCGGUCAGCGCUGCUGGGAACAGACGCAGCCAGGGCUUCAGUGACAAGACCAAAGCCAACUCGCACCUGAACAAAGAUUCCUCAGAGGGCAUGACCUCACAACCUUCGGUGAUGACUGAGCAUGCUCCAUCAUCUGCAGUGACCGUCAGCUCCUCCACCAGCAUCCCCGCUGCUACCUCCGGCCAGAUUCCACACCCAUCUUCACUGUCCUCAUCCACCUCCUCCACGGCCAUUCCCCAGCCCAACAGCAACAGCAAGCCCUGGAGGAGCAAGUCAGUGAGCUCCAAGCACAUCUCUCCUUCUCCUUCCUCCACCAGCACCGCUGCGUCUGCCAUGCAGUCCAUUAAGCAGGAGAAAGACACCUUCUGUAAGGCUGAAACUCCUCCAAAGGUCGCCACUCAGAAGUCAAUGCUGGAGAAGUUGAAGCUUUUCAACAGUAAAGGAGGCUCCAAAUCUGCCAGCUCCUCUAACGGAGUAGGGGCCCAGACCGACAACACUGCCCCAGCCAGGCAGUUUGGAGCUAUGCAGGUGGAGAGAGCCGAGACUGGCUCCAACACCGAGCCCCUGGAGGAAGAUGAUGGCAAUGUCCGGCCGGGAAUGAACGGGACAACCUACGGCGCAGCUCCCUCGGCAGGUACUACUGUCUCCACAACCGCCAGCAGCCCCAAAAUCGCCCUGAGGGGCAUUGCCCAGCGCACUUUCAGUAGAGCUUUGACUGCCAAGAAGGGCUCUGUCAAGAGCACAGAGAAGGACAAGGACAAGGAGAGGGGGAAGGAGAAGGACAAAGGGAAGGAGGUGGGAAAACGCAUCUCAGUCCCGGACAGGACAGAUCUCAGGGGGGACGAGCUUAAAGAGGAAGUAGCACCUGUUGCUGUAGACACAGACAGCUCAAACAAACGGACCUCUAAAAUCACCAGCUUCAUUCCCAAGGGGGGUAAAGUGGCCAAAAAGGAGAGUUCCACCCCUGCACACAGCGGAAUACCAAAGCCAGGAGGUAAAGCCCCAGGAGUCGGGGGGAAAGCUUCCUUAGUGAAGGAGUCGGGGGAGAGGCCUCGGAGCAUGCGAUUAGGAGGGGGUCUCACCGUGCAGCGUGGCCCCCUCGACAGAGACAGGGACAGCAGACACUCCAGCUCCACUUCCAGCCUGGCCUCCACAGAGGGAAAGACCAGCGCCUCCCCUGUGGCAGGAGGAGGCACUACACAGAGCACAGCCAGCAACACCAUCAGCGUGCAGCUACCUCAGACUCAACAGCACCACAGCCAUCCCAACACGGCCACCGUCGCACCUUUCAUGUACAGAUCCCAAACAGACGGCGAGCAAACAGCGAACACUGAGAGCGGCUCAGGAGGAAGAGGUGGAGACGGUUCCUUCACCAAGACCAGCCAGCUCUCCAUCGAGGACCUUUCAGGUGAAGACCCAGAGACGAGGCGGUUGCGUACCGUCAAAAACAUAGCAGACCUGCGGCAAAACCUGGAGGAGACCAUGUCCAGCUUGCGAGGAACUCAGGUCACACACAGCACCUUGGAAACCACCUUCGACGGCAGCGUCACCACAGACGUCAGCAGUGGUGGAGGUGGAGGUGGUGGCAGCAGCAACAACAGUGGAGGGAGUCGAAGCAUCCUCAGCCUCACUUCGUCCCGUCCCUCCUUGUCCUCAUGGCGACUGGGCCAGUCCAGCCCUCGUCUGCAGGCGGGCGACGCACCCUCCAUGGGGAACAGCUACGGUGGCCGGGCGGCCGGUGGCCAGGGGGGGCGCUACCUGUACCCAGGGCACCUCCGGCGGCAGCUGGCUGGCAGGGGAGGAGCCCUCUGCAGCGUGGACCUCGGAGACAGGGCCGGGGAGGACAUUGACCUGGACAGCAUUGCCGUGGACGUCACUGGUUACAUGAGCGAUGGAGACGUGCUGACCAAGAAUGCUGCGCGCACUGAUGAUGUCACAAGCGGUUAUAUGACUGACGGAGGUUUGGGUCUGUACACUCGGCGCCUGAACCGCCUGCCCGAUAGCAUGGCCGCCGUCCGAGAGACACUCCACCGAAACACGUCGUCAGGACAGGGAGAUGCUGACAGCUGGGAUGACAGCAGCUCUGUGAGCAGUGGCAUAAGCGACAACAUUGACACAGAUGACAUCAACACCAGCUCCUCCAUCUCCUCCUACGCCAACACGCCCGCUGCACAGCGCAAAGGCCUCAACACACAGCCUGUGACGGAUGCAGAGAAGCACUCGGCAUCAACAGCGGUGCACCAGGCCUGGUCAGGCGACGAGGUGAAGAGGCCAGACGGCGGGUCAGACUGCGGGGUCAGCAGGAUGGAGACAGGCUCCAAGUGGAGCCGCCGGAACCCUUCUGAUGUCUCUGACGAGUCCGACAAGGGUGGCUCGGGGAGGAAGACCCCCUCCGUGUCCCACACAGGCUCUUGGAGGAGGGGCAUGAGCACUCAGGUGGGGGUGACAUCCCCUCGGACUAAAAGCACCAGUAGCACAGGCUCAAUGAGCUCCAGUGGCCUCAAGACCCACAGUUCAGGUAAGACAGAUGACGUCAAAGUGUCAGAAAAGGGUCGUCUUUCUCCUCGUCCUAACGGCCUUCACCGCUCGCCCUCAGACGCAGGACGCAGCAGCGGCGAUGAGGCAAAGAAACAAUCGAUCCCCGCCAGUCGCACGUCCACAACAAACGCCCUCACACACACCGUUUCAGAACCCCACUCCCAGACACAUACAUUCAGCUCACACACCUCGCGCACCCCAACCAGCACCUUCGGCUUCAAGAAGCAGGGCCAUGGGAUGGUAACCAUUGUUACUGCCAGCGGCGCCACCAUAACAAGUGGCUCAGCCACCCUGGGGAAGAUGCCCAAAUCUGGGGCACGAUCGCUUGCAGGAGGGUUAAAGGCCAGUGGGCAGGAUGGCGGGUCGGCGCUGGGUCACCACGACGACGGCUUCCUCCCCAUGAGCGCCCGCUCCACACUGCAGUACCGCAGCCUGCCGAGACCCAGCCGCUCGGGAGCAGCCGCCCGCAACGGAAACCGCUCCUCCACCAGCAGCAUCGAGGCCGCCGUGCUCUCCGUCACAACUCACGGGAAAAACUCAAUCAGCGUCUCCAAGGCCAACGGCUCAGGAGGCCUGUUGGCCAAUCAGACGGAUCGGGAGAAGGGGGUCUCUGACAUCGACCUUCUCAGGAACGGAGUCGUGAUGCAGAGUGGAGGAGCAGCAACUGUUCCGCUGACUGGAAGACAGCCCGUUUCUUCACCGACACUGCGCAGGUUGUUUGGUGGGAAGCCCAGUAAACAGGCUCCCAUCACCACGGCUGAAAACAUGAAGAACUCCACUGUUAUCUCCAACCCCCACGCCACCAUGAACCAUGUGGGCACGGUGCUGGAGUCCCCUGACGGAGGGCUAGGAGGCGUGGACAGCGAUACCAGCAGCCCCCUGUUUGGAGGCAGAGUGCAGGGAAUAGGGAUGGGGACGCUGGGCAGCGAGCAGGCCUCCAGUCCCGGGUCAGUCUACUCCUCCACCGGCCCCUCCAACAGCCUGACGUGGGGUACCACCUUCAGCAGCUCCUCCGCCCAGAGCAGAGAGAGCACGCUGGGCGGGCACGGCGGGACAGGCAGCAGCAUGGGAUACCCCUCCGUCAGCAGCAUGCACACCAGCAGCGAGUCCAUCGACAUGAGCCUGGGCAGCGCCGGCCAUGGGACGCACAGGGAGGACACCCUGUCUGCUUUGGGCCGCGCCGGCAGCGUCAAGACCGGCAUGUCUGAGAGUCCCCUCUCCUCCCCCUCCGCUAGCCCUAUAUUCAGCCGAAACACGCUACCUCGGAAGCAGGACAGCGGGCCACACUGUGGUAGAAACACUCUGCCUAAGAAAGGACUCAGGUAUGGCCCGUCGGCACAGCUGCGAAGCCACGAGGAGGCACGUGAUUGGCUGCGCUCCCACUCCACCAGCGGGCUGCAGGAAUCAGUCGGGAACUCCCCGUUCUCCCCCAGCUCCAGCAUCACCUCCCCCUCCGGCACUCGCUUCAACUUCGGACAACUCGCAUCCAGCCCGACCUCAGCAGCUCAGGUCAACCUCGCCGGUAUGCGCAACAACAGCCUGACCAAUCAGGACGGCUCCUAUGAGCCGUGCAGCGACAACCGACUGAGAAACUCCUGCAUGUCCCUUGACGAAAAGACUCGCACCAUGAGUCGAUCGGGCUCCUUCAGGGACGGCUUUGAGGAAGUUCAUGGAUCAUCCCUGUCUCUGGUCUCCAGCACGUCUUCCAUUUACUCCACAAAUGAGGAGAAGUCUCAGUCGGAGAUCCGCAAGCUGCGCCGGGAGCUGGACGCCUCCCAGGAAAAGGUUUCCGCCCUGACGACGCAGCUGAGUGCCAACGCUCACCUGGUGGCAGCGUUUGAACAGAGUCUGGGCAACAUGACCAUCAGACUGAAGAGUCUCACACUGACAGCAGAGCAGAAGGACUCCGAGCUGAAUGAGUUGAGGAAGACCAUCGAGCUGCUGAAGAAGCAGAACGCUGUUGCUCAGGCGGCCAUCAAUGGAGUCAUCAACACACCUGAACUCACGCCGAAAGGGGACAGGACAGCUGGCAGUAACGGCAGCUCACAGCAGCAGCAGAAUCAGCAGCCAGACCUGCGCAUCAGGAGGCAGCACUCCUCGGACAGUGUCAGCAGCGUCGCCAGCGCAACCAGCCACUCCAGCGUGGGCUCCAACAUGGACAACGACGCAAAAAACAAGAAGAAGAACAAGAAGAACUGGGCAUCUUUCACUGGGGAAAAGGUGUUUUUGUGCACCGGAGGACAAGUCAUUGAUGAUGAUGUCUAUGAGUUGCGAAGCUCCUUCAAACAAGCGUUCAGCAAGAAGAAAUCUCCCAAGUCGGCCUCAUCUCACUCCGACAUUGAGGAGAUGACGGACUCGUCGCUGCCGUCCUCCCCUAAGCUGCCCCACAACGGCACCACAGCCUCCAGCCACAUGCUCAGGAACACACACUCCAGCUCGCUAUUGUCUGAGUGUUUGGACAGCGAGGCGGAGACGGUGAUGCAGCUGCGCAGUGAGCUCAGGGAGAAGGAGAUGAAACUGACUGAUAUCCGCCUGGAGGCUCUCAGCUCUGCUCAUCAGCUGGACCAGCUCCGGGAGGCCAUGAACCGCAUGCAGGUGGAGAUUGGGAAGCUGAAGGUGGAGAAUGACCGUCUGAAGGUGGAGAAUCAGGGCAGCAGGAUGGGGUCCCAGGCCUCCAUCUCUUCCUCUCCUCCCCCUCACACACACAGCCAGGCCCAGGGGCCGGGGCUCUCCCAGCACAGUCUCAACCUCACCACCAGCGAGUCCACCAGCCUGGACAUGCUGCUGGACGACACCGGCGGAGAGGGAGGAACGAGGAAGGAGGGACGACACGUAAAGAUGGUCGUCAGCCUGGACAAGGACAGCAAGUGGGGAGAGGAGGGCCGGCCUCGUCAUUUUCUGAUUGGGUGCAUCGGCGUGAGUGGUAAAACCAAAUGGGACGUCCUUGACGGUGUGGUCCGACGCCUUUUCAAGGAGUACAUCACCCAUGUGGACCCAGUGAGCCAGCUGGGCCUGAGCUCAGACAGUGUAGAGGGAUACAACAUCGGAGAAAUCCACCGGCCCAGCGUCCCUGGCGCCGCCCAAACACCCGAGCUGCUGCCCUGUGGCUACCUCGUGGGAGACAGCAAUACCAUCAACAUCCAGCUCAAAGGUGUGACCACUGAGAACGUGGACUCUCUGGUGUUCGACACUCUGAUCCCGAAGCCAAUGUUGCAGCGCUACGUCUCCCUCCUGAAGGAGCACAGGCGCGUCAUCCUGUCGGGCCCCAGCGGUACAGGAAAGACCUACCUGGCCAAUCAGCUGUCUCAACACCUGCUACUGCUGGAGGGCCGGCCUCUGACCCCAAAUGCUGUCGUCACGUUUAACGUGGACCACAAGUCCAGCAAGGAGUUGCGUCAGUACCUGUCUGGUUUAGCCGAGCAGUGCAGCGGUGUCUCUGGGACGGACAACCCUCUUGUGGUCAUUCUGGACAACCUGCACCACGUCAGCUCCCUGGGAGAGAUCUUUAAUGGCGUCUUCAACUGCAACUAUAAGCACUGCCCCUACAUUAUCGGCACAAUGAGCCAAGCCACGUCGUCGGCCCCCAACUUGCAGCUUCACCACAACUUCAGGUGGGUGCUGUGUGCCAACCACAUGGAGCCGGUGAAAGGCUUCCUUGGCCGCUACCUGAGGAGGAAGCUGAUCGAGACUGAGAUUGGCAGCCGAACGCGCAACAUGGAGCUGGUAAAGAUCGUCGACUGGAUCCCGCGGGUUUGGCACCACCUCAACCGUUUCCUGGAGACGCACAGCUCCUCUGACGUCACCAUUGGACCUCGUCUCCUCUUGUCCUGUCCCAUGGACGUGAAGGGAUCCAGGGUUUGGUUCACCGACCUCUGGAACUACUCCAUCAUCCCCUACAUGCUGGAGGCUGUACGAGAGGGACUGCAGCUGUACGGCCGCCGGGCUGCGUGGGAGGACCCUGCUGCCUGGGUGAUUGACACCUACCCGUGGUCAGCCACGUCCACUCCGGCUGAUUGGCCCCCGCUGCUGCAGCUCCGCCCAGAGGACGUGGGUUUCGAUGGCUAUUCUGUCCCCAGAGAAGGAGUCAGGAAAGAGCCCCCACAGAGCGACAGCGACGCAGACCCACUGAUGAACAUGCUGAUGCGUCUGAAGGAGGCGGCGACGUCGUCGAGCCCGCAGAGCUACGACAGCGACUCCAACAGCAACAGUCACCAGGACGACAUCCUGGACUCGUCGCUGGAGUCCACCUUGUGAUGCAACGCUGGGACAGGUUUUGAGGAGGAACUGUUCUCACUGGGAGAACUUCUUGUUUAGAGUAUAAUUCUCUGUCACAAAAUCCAGCCACCUUAAUUUGGGUGCAGGUAACCCAAAUAUUUAAAAAGAAGAAGAACAAAAAAAAGGUUCAAAUUCAUUUCAGAAAACGGGCGACAAAAGGUUUCUGCGCUGUUUUUUUGUUUUGUUUUUCACCGUUGUGGCCCGUGGCUCCUCUGUCAGGAGCCUGACAUCUACUUCAGACAGACGGAAUAAAAACACACAGUCUGUCACUGUUGUUUGCGUACUUAAACACCAGCCAGGAGUUCUCCAAUCCCCCCUGAGCCACAGCAUCGGCUCCUGCUCAUCAGGCUGAGAUACCCCUGGUCUUGCCCAGCUGCAGUGUGUCUGAGCAGGCUGCAGAUGGCGAUACAGACCCUUGUCUCUGGAGCGUCAGUAAGCCUGAGCCAGCAGCCGCUGAGAACACAGAUGAGGCUGUUGGACGGAUUACCAGCCAGCAGUGUCCUGGCUCUUCCUCCUCUUCUACGGCUGAAGUUGCCAGUGUGAUUGCUGAAGGAUAAAUCGAGGCAAAGUGAAUGUUAAGUCCUACAGCGUGCAACCUCACAACUUGUAAAAACUCCUCAGAGAUCAUUAAUUUCAUCCCAAACUCUGGUUUGAUUCAACUCUAGUCCACGAAGGAGAUGUGUGUUCACAGAAAGCAACUAAGAGAGCACAAAUAAAAAUAGUAAUCCAUAUCUCCUCAUGCACAAAAAGGAGGAGAAUAGAGAAAUGUGUUACUGCAAAUGCAUUAUAUAAUCAUGCUAACACUGCAUCAACACUGCUCAACCGCAAAGACAGGGACAGUGUAAAAGUCCAAGCAUUCUUACCACAAUCCUUGCUGACACCUUUUUGUUCCUUCAUAUGGAACUUUUCAUCAAUGUGUUGAAGAGAAAUUUGACAUAGCAAGGACAAAAAAAAACUAAAGUUUACAAAAUCCCUUCUUAGUUCCUCGUUCUAAUAAAAAACAACUGGUAAAUCAACAUUCACCAUGGCUAGAUUUAUCCUUUUACCGUGUUUAAGUAAAUGUCAUUGCCAUCAGUGUUGUAACUUUCCAUGCAACUUGACAAACGACGCCUCUACCACUUCUAAGUUCUCGCUGUGACCAUUAAAUAACUCUUUGAGAUCUCCAUGCACAUUGGCCCAAAAAGGCUGUUGUAGCACAAAUCUCUUCUGGUGCUAGACUGAAUUCUAACAAUCAAUGCCUUACUCUUUUCUAACAGAAUAUGUGCACUCGCUGAUUCUUUAUUUGUCUAAAUGGCUGUAAACGUAACAGGGCUCAAGAGUCGACUCUCUCCUCGAGCACCGUCGACCUCUCGUCAUAUCAGACACCGUUGCCGUGGGAUUGAGACGUGAAUGAGAAACAGUACUUGGGGUUUCCAAUUAAGUUGUAUGCAUGUAUGACCCAGUGCUGUGAAGCUGGUGUAAAUAUUCGGACCACUAGCAAGAAAGACAAAUUAUAUUGAUGUGUUUUGGUGCUCGAAAUCCGAACGUUGUGCGGGUUGAUUGGAUGAGGGAAGUUUCAGAAGAUGUGUUUCGAUUUUUAUACCUCAUCUUCAUCCUUUAACUGUGCUUUCGCCACGCUCACGGCCUGUUUUGUGUGAUUUGUGAUGGUCAAAACUGUCCUAACAAACGUGUUGAACUAAUUAAGUGAAAACUAGUGUAUAUGCUGCUUUGUUUAUAGUGAUCUAAUUAAUCUGAGGUUAAAGGUAUAAAGGUACUUGUGGUUGAAUGAUGUAGAACGGUUUGACAUUUCUGUUGCUUAAAAUAUAAAGAAUAUUGUACUUUUUUUGUAGUUGCUUUAAACCUCCCAGCCUGCCUUCUGGGAAGGGCAGGCGGACGUUUAAAGCCGGGGCUCAUGUCAUACAGCACAGCUUCCAUUGCUUUCAGUGUUUUCACUCACAGAUCCUAUGCAAAGUUCAUUCUGAUCUCCUAAUGGAAGCCAAAAGCUGAAUGUGCGUUUGUCCCCUGUUUUCAGCACUGCCGAGACGUACAGCAUGGUUCGUGAGGACUUGUCAGAUUUGUGGCCCAUGUUCUUUGUCCAGAUGUGUCUGUGUAGUUUAAAAGGCUCUCCUGCUAUGGUCCUUGUAAGCACAAAGAGACUGAUUCUCUGUUUGUCCUGAGUAAAGCCUGCUCUGAGAGGUGUGGAUGUUGUUGAAGCAUUUGACCAGUCUGUCAGUUUAUUACUCACAAACUCAAUGAAUGUUUAGCCUUCUUUGCUAUGUACAUUUUUUAUAUGUAACAUAACUUUGUAAAUAGUUGAUUAUCUUGCAGCAGAUUGAUGACUUUUUCUAGCUGAUUUGUUACAGUACUUGAAAAGGAGUAUUUUGUGUACAGUCUCUUUACAUCAGAGCAGAUUGAUGCGGUUUGUCAUCACUGGUCUGUCCAGGGCUCGGAGAAUUAAAUCUGAUAUCACUGUACUAGUCUUAAGUUAUUGUGAUUCAAUAAAAUGAUUAUUUAUGAUUGAA